AUGUUAAAUUCAUUCAAAUGUAAUAAUCAUGGAUUGUAAAAAUAAUAUCUAUGCAUCGAAUAAUAUUGUAGCAUUGAAGAUAAAUUGAUUUGUAAGAAGUGCAUUCAUGAUCACUAGCAUCAUCUUAUUGUUAAUAACUAAUAGAGUAUUAAAAUGUGUUCAGAAUAUAUUCAAUUAAAGAAAUAAGUACAUGAUGACCUUCUUUUAAUAUCUAAUAAUAUUGCCAAUCUAAGAGUCAAUUUAAUGAAGGAAUUAGAAUUUAUGGAACUAAAAAUUAAGGAAGUUAUUCAACAAUUAAAGAUGAAACAAUAAAUUGAAUCUACGAUAGAAAAAUAUCUAUAAGUGAAAAAUGAAAACACAUUAACCGAAUUAGAAUAUUAAUUCAUUGCUUAAUAUUUAGGUUAGGUUUCUAAAAAAGAUCACAAAGACGUUAAAUUAGAUUUCGAUUUUAAAAUUUAAUAUGAAGCUGCUCAAUAUGUUGAAAGUCUUCUCUAAAAUGUUCAAUCUAAAAUGUAGGUCUUAAAUCCUUAUAGAAAUAUCUAAAAAAUUGACUCCAAGAUUCAAAUUAAUUAAUUUAUGCAAUUACUCAAAAAUGAGAUAUUAACUGUUAAACCUAAUGAAAUUAUUGUAACAACUAUUUAAGUUCUUCGGAAUUGCAAAUUAAUUGGAUUUAUGUAACCAUGUAUUAAUGGGAUCGAUUAAAUGUAAGAAUAAACAUUACUCUUUACCAUACAUUAAGGAUAUAAUCUUCUUGAAUUCAUCUAUCAAUAGCAAUUGUAAUUGAAUCACAAUUAAUUAAAUCUCAUUAAUAAUCAAUAUUUUAUUAAAAUAACACCUAUUUUACUUGAAUCAAAUAAAGAAUAUACAAUAGCAUUACAAUCAAAAACAAAAGUACAUUUAAAUUAAUUUUAUAAAUCAGCUAUUGAAAAUCCAUAUCUAAAAUUUAUUAAAGUAAACUAUUUUUAUUUUUUAGGUACUUGAGACUGACUACAAACAGAUUGAUCAAAAAGUUGAAAUUAUUAUAAAUCAUGGUUAGUUUCCAAUUUUGAUUUUAGAGACUAUUGUUACAAAAUGA
Molecule: messenger RNA, 1075 nt
Organism: Paramecium sonneborni
Lineage: Eukaryota; Ciliophora; Oligohymenophorea; Peniculida; Parameciidae
Source: the annotation of a GenBank genome assembly